AUGAAACGCAAUGCCCACACGGCAAAUCCUUCUUUAACUGAAACUAUUAAUAAUAAUAAUUCUCCAAAACGUUGUUGUACGCAAAAAGAUAAUAAAAAUUGUGUUGCAAGUAAUUCUUCAACUGCAUCUUCAUCAUCAAUUGAUAAUAUUUCAUGUUCAAUUGUUUCAUCAUCAACAUCAAGUGAUUUAUUAAACAUGGAAGCAACUAUGGAUAAUUUAAUAGCUAUGGGUUUUACUGAUCGAGAGUUAAAUCUUAAAGCUUUAUCGAAAGCUGGAAAUGAUAUAAAUGAAGCCAUUACUUUUCUUACAAAUCCAACAUGUUUUAAUGAUGAUGUUAUUAUUCCUAAAGAAUCAACAACAUUCAUCGGUCCACUUACAAAAGAACAAGUUGAUCAACAACAACAACAACCACAACAGCAGAUGGUUUCAUCGGAUAAUAAUUCAAGUGUGUUGUCAGAUGACUUAUCAAUGAACAAUUCCAAUUCAUUCACAACAAGUGCUUUUCUUGAUCUCGAAACAAAAGUCUACGGAGAUAAUUGGUCUAUUCCCUAUAAACGUGAUGAAGUUCUUGGUCGAUGUCUUUUAUCAGCUGUGAAACUUGCUCUUGCAGGUACGGCUGAUCAAGAUGAACAUUGUAAAAAAUUUAUGGAAAUUUUAAUCCCAGAUGCUUUUCGAAAAUUACAAUGUUCUCAUCAUGUUAAUAAUUGGGGAGUUGAAGUUCAAUUAGGUGUAUUUGAUAUGGUGGAAUUAUUAAUUGAUUUAAUCGCUGCACGUCUUUCUUAUUUUCCAGUACCUGUUCAAUUACUUGAAACAUUAACUAUACUUUUUGAUCAUGAUUCAGUUUUCCAACGAAAACAUAAAAGUAAACCAUAUGAUCGUUUACUUUAUGAUAAACAAUUAGGCGACCGUAUAUUGGCUAAUUCACCAUCACCAUCAACAUUUUCUGUUUAUAAUCGAAGUGAACCAUAUGGUUGGCUAUGUCAAAUAAUAAAUCGUUUCGUCUUAAAAGAUGGUAUUCAAAAUUUAAAAGAACAAUUUAAAAGUGAACAAUCAUUAACAGCUCUCGAAUACAAUGCAUUACUUUCACCAUUCGUUAAUUGUAUGGACUAUAUAAUUGUAGAUAAAUAUCGACAAUUAUUUAGUGAACAUACUGAACAAGCAUUAGAAUAUGUUAAAAAUUUAAAAGAAGAAGAUUUUAAAGCAAAAUCAAUAAAUUCAACAUUUGAAUUACUUUCAACCUUACGUAAAAUAUGUUCCGUCGUAUGGUCUGCUCGUCUUGAACAAGUUGAAGAAUUACAUCUUAAUUUGUUACUUAAAAUGGUUGCUCUAUCAAAUUUUAAUGCCAAAAUGAAUUCAUUAAAAGAACUUGCAAAGAUUAUUGAAAAUUGUACAUCAAAUAUUCAAAGUAUAUCGAAAACAUCAAUUCCACGUGAUAUUGUUAGUGAAUGGAUUAUUGAACAUUCUAUACUUUCGAAAGCAUUAGAAGGAAAUAUUGAUCAAAAUCAAUAUGUUGAAAAAGUUCGUACAUUAAUGGAUUUUAUUGCACCAAGAAUUUUAAAAGAAGAUAUUGAAACUAUAUGGAAAAUGCAGCAUGGUCGUUCUCUCGUUGCAGUUGAUCAUUUAUUUACAUUGAUUGCGUCUGCAGCAGCAAAAUUUAAUUUAGAACAACUCAAUCAUCUGAUUGGUUUAAUUUAUAAUUCAUGGAAAACUGAAACAAUUCUUAUUCAAGAAAAAUUAAUUGAAUUACUUGGUGCUAUUGGUCGUGAAUGUCAAAAAGAUUCUGCUGCUCGUGUGCUAGAAAUUCUUUGGGAUAUGGCGCAUGAAGAUCGCCUCAGUCGUUCAAUGCUUGAACAUCUUCUUCAUUGUCAUUUACGUGUAUUUAGUGAAGGUCGUUCACCUUAUGAUGCACUUAAACGUGAUUAUUGCCUUAAAUGUAUGACUGAUUUACAACGUAAACAAGGUUGGCUUGUACCGGCUAUAAAACAUUUAUAUGAAUUAUUACGUCAUGAUUCAACAAAUACAUUUAAACGUUCAGAUCAAGAUCUUAUAUCAGUAUUAGUUAAUAAACAUGAUUUAAUCUCCGCAUUAAUUCAAAGUUUAUCAACAUGUCAAUUAGAUGUUUGGAAUAAAACUCAAGGACAUGUUACAAUUGAUACAUUAGUUGAUGGACGUUUUACACAUGAAGAAUCAAUAAAAAAUCAUUUAGAUUUAUUAUCUUUCUUACUAAAAAAAGGAAAUCUUUAUUUAAUAUUAAAACGUAGUGAAGAAUUAUGGGAUACAUUAAUAACAAAUGAACAUGGUAGUUCAUUUGAUCGUGAACUUGGUUUAAAUUGGUUUAUAACAUGUUCAGAAGAUCUUAAUCGUGAUUCUGAAUUAGCUUUAUUUGAAAAACGUGUAUCAAAACUUGAUCCAAUACAUUUAACACCUAAAGGUUAUGCUUGUUUUAAAUUAUAUUUUGAACGAUGUAAUCUAGAACGAUGGAGUCAAUCAAGAAAUUCGAAUUAUAGUUCAAAUGCAUCAACAUCAUCAGAUAAUGAAAUGUUAGAAUAUAAAUGUAUUAAUGAAUUAUGGAAUAUAAUCUUAUGUGUUAGUGAUGAUAAUCUUGCUAAUGAUGCUACACGAUUUUUACUUGAUUUAUAUUAUACUAAACAACCAAUUCGUGCACGUCGUCCAACUGCUCAAUCUCUACAUGAAUGUUUUCUUAAAGAAGUUUAUACACGUUUAAGUUCUCUUCUUAAUUCAGCUAUUCCACCAUCAACUCCAUUAACACCAAAUCUUGAACAAUAUUAUAAAUCAUUAAAAACUUAUGGUGAACAAUUAAUAACUACAGAUUCGACAAUAAAUCAAAAUGAUUCAUCAAAUACAAUUGAUCAUACAUUAUGGUUAAGAAAAAUCGAACGUUUAUUAAUGAUAACAGAAGAAUAUAUUCAUCUUGUUGAACAUGAACAUUCACCAACAGCACAUAUAACAUCAUUUCAUGGUUUAGAAUAUCAAAUAAAAAUCAUUCUUGGUGAAUUAGGUAAAAUCAAUUGUCCAUAUGAUAUUGCAAUUGUUCAUUCAAAUGAUACAUUGGAAAUGUUACGUAUACGUCUUGGUCUAUAUUAUAAAGUUCCAUCUCAUGAUAUCCAUAUAUCAAUACAAAAUACUCGUCCAUUACCUCCAUCAUAUGAUCAAUUGGGUCCUAUAAAUAAUGCGAUUGCAUUACCAUUAAAUAAUUCAUCAUCAUCAUCAACAAAUACAACUGUUUUAGGUUCAUGGUUAAAUUCCAAAUAUUUAUAUCAAGUUCAUAUAACACCUGGUACAACAAUAUAUAUUAAAAUCUUAGGUAGUUCAUCAAAUCAAUCAAUAAAAAUAACUAAUAGUGAACCAAUACGUCUUUAUUUAACACAUUCAACACAAAAUAUAAAUAAUGAUCAUUUAACACCAUCAAAUAUGAUUGCAGAAAAUUUAAAAGUUUAUGAUAUUUUAUAUAAAUUAUCUUAUUUAAAUAAUAAAAAUAUUCAUAAUCGUAUACGAAAUCUUUUACGUUUAAUGCCAUCGGAUAUUCGUAUAGUUGAUUUACUUGAUUUAAUAUCAUUUCGUGCAGCAAAUAUAUGUAUAAAUGAACGAAGACAAUCAACCGAAAAUGUUAAUAAUAAUAAUAAUAAUAAUAAUAACAAUAAUAAUCAAAUUAAUCCAAAAGAAGCUAUUGAACAUGUUUUUAAUUUACAAGAAAGUAGUUUAAUAAAAAUUUUAUAUAAUUUAGAAAUUUUAUCAAGUAAAAUCUCUCCACUUUCGAAUAAUAUUGGUAUAAAACAAAGUUCAAAAUUAUUUCGACAAGAUUUUAUUGAACAAUCAGGUGUAGAAUUUCUUUUUAAAUUACUUCAAUCAUUAAGUCAUUGUAUACAUGAUGAAUAUCAAUAUUCAUUAUGUGAAGAAAUGACAAUAUUAAUUUUACAAUUAAUACAAUUAUUACUAUGUGGAAAUAAUAAUAAUACUAAUCAACAACAACAACAACAACAAGAAGAUAUACUUUUAUCAAGACCAACAUCUCCAAUAGCUGUAACAGCAAAUGAUAGUGUUAUGGAUACGAUUGAUUUUGAUUUUCAAGCAACUGUUGAACAUUUACAAUUCGAAGAAUUUAUUGGACAAAUAAAACAAUUGAUAUUUUUAUGUUGGGCAGCUGCAGCAGGAAAUAUACGUUUACAAGAACAAAGUUUAACUAUAAAAGAACAAGUUAAAUUAGAUCGUUAUGCAUUAUUACAACAAGUAAAUGCAAAUAUUUUCUCUCGAAAUAAUAGUAAAAAUUCAUCAUCAAGUGAUUCAUCAAUAAAUAAUAAUGUACAACAAACAGUACAAUAUGGAAUUUGUGUUAGAAAAGAUUCAAUUUUACCAUUAGAUAGUGAAGUAGCUGAAAAAAUUAUUGAAAUUAUUAUAUAUUGCUUUGAAAAAAGACCAGAAUUUAUUGCUACAUUUCUUGUUCAACCAUUUUUUGCUGAUUUUCUUUUGGAAAUUUUAAUCAGUACAAGUUCUCGUGAAGUUCGUCAAUGUGCAUUACGUAAUAUAAUACGUUUAUGUAAAAUUGAAACAUCUGCAUGCGAUAUACGUGCAGUUAUACAUCAAAUAUUAUUAAAAGCACGAUUACCAUUAUGGUCAACAUCAAGUGCUGGUACACGAGGUCCAAAUCAAAAACUUUUAGCACAAUCAAUUGAAUAUUUUGAUUUACGUUGUCAAUUAACAGAAAAUUUAACAAAAGAAAUGCAAAAAAUGCUUCAUAUUGAUGCUCAACAAAUAUUAACGGAUGAAUUUAAUUGGCUAUCAACAUACACAGUAUCUUCAAUAUCAAAUGAAUUACGUGCAAUUGAUAAUAUUCUAUUUAUGGGUCAUUUAAGAUUCAUUCGUACAUUAUUAACAUGUGAAAAUAUUAAUAAAAUUGAAUUUGGUAAUGAUUUUAUACGUUUACUUAUUGAUCAAUUUUUAUUUCCGGCUUCAAAAAGUAUGUCAUUAACAAUAACACCAACAAAUAAUGAAAAUGAUUUAUUGGAUAAUUCCGUACCGGAACCAAAAUGUUCAACAAGUGAAAGUCGUUUAGCUGCAUAUGAUGUACUUGUUGAAUUAGUUCGAAAUUGCCGUCCAAAUUUAAAAAUUGUUGUAGAAGAUCUUAUUAAUCUACAUCAUAGACCCAUACUUGAAAAACAAACUGAAUGGGAGUUUAUGCCUCAAGUAAAUCCGCGUGCAACAUGUGGUUUAGUUGGUCUCUAUAAUGGUGGUGCAACUUGUUAUAUGAAUUCUAUUCUUCAACAAUUGUAUAUGUUACCGCAAAUUUCUGAACAUAUAUUAAGUGUACAUGAUGAUCUUGAAAAUACAACAAAUGGAACGAAUAAUAAAAAUGGUGAUUCAAGUUUAUUCUAUCAACUUCAACAAGUUUUUGGUCAUUUAAUGGAAAGUAAAAUGCAAUAUUAUUCACCUGAAUCAUUAUGGAAAGUAUUUCGUUUAUGGGGACAAGAAAUAAAUAUACGUGAACAACAAGAUGCAUUUGAUUUUUUUACAGCAAUGACUGAUCAAAUUGAUGAAUAUUUAAAAAGUAUGAAACAAGAAGAAAUAUUUCGUAAACAAUUUGAAGGAAUUUUUUGUAAUCAAAUGAUAUGUACAAAUGGUUGUCGUCAUCGUUAUGAAGGUGAAGAAAGAUUUAUGGCAUUAAAUGUUGCAGUUAAAGUUGAUUCACUUAAUGAAUCAUUAAAUCAAUUUGUUAAAGGUGAAGUACUUGAUGGUAAUAAUGCUUAUUUUUGUGCUAAAUGUCAAGAAAAACGAACAACAAUUAAAAGAUUAUGUAUUAAAAAAUUACCACCAUUAUUAUGUAUACAAAUGAAACGUUUUGGUUUCGAUUGGGAAAAUAAUCGUGCAUUAAAAUUUGAUGAUUAUUUUAAAUUUCCAUUAGUACUCAAUAUGGAACCAUAUACAUUAGAUGGUGUUAAUAAACGUGAAAGUUUUGUUGAACAUGAUGAUUCAACAAAUAAUACACAUAAUGAUGGGCUAAUUAAUUCAUCAACAGGUGAUAAUAAAUCUUUACCUCGUUCAACAUCCUCAUUAAAUAAUCCUUCAAAUAAUAUGCCAACAAUAAAUUAUGAAUUAAUUGGUAUUGUCAUUCAUUCAGGUCAAGCUAAUGCUGGUCAUUAUUAUUCAUUUAUAAAAGAUAUUCGUCGUCGUCAUUCAAAUAAUACAAAUCAAUGGUAUCGUUUUAAUGAUACAUCUGUUGAAGAAAUUCAAUUAACUGAACAAAUGCUUGAAGAAGAAUGUUUUGGUGGAACAUUUCGUGUUCAAAAAGAUAAUAAUAAUUCGACAGAAGAACGUACACGUUUUUGGAAUGCAUAUAUGCUUAUAUAUCAAUGUAUUGAACCAUCAAAAUUACUUCCACCACCACCGCCAGUUCCAUCAUCACCUAAUACAAUUCGUUCAUCACGUCAUAUUCCAGGUACAGCUGUUCGUGUACAACAUCGUCCACCAAAUCAACGUGAUUCAUUAUCACAAUUAGCUGAUUUAGUUGUACGAAGUGAAAAUAGUGAUUUAUUUAAAAUUGAAAAACCUUUAAUCCCAUCACGUGUCUUAGCUUGUGUUAAAGAUGAAAAUCUUGAAUUUUUAAAAAAUCGUGAUACAUAUUGUGAAGAUUAUUUUCAAUUUAUAUAUAAAUUAUCAAAUAUAUGUUUUGAUGAUAUAAAUAUACCAUUUGAUAUGGAAUUUAUUGAAAAUGAUAAUGAUGAAACAUCCUAUGAUUUAUGUACAAAAUUAGCAUUAAAUUUUCUAUUCAAUACACAUUUACGAACACAUCGUCGGCUACGUAAAGAUUGUUUACAACAAUGGGUACAAUUAUUAUCACGUUUAUUUAAUAAAAAUCUUUCAUCAUGUGAAAUUUUUUAUAAUUUAUUAUAUGAAAGAAAAGAAAAUGGGUUAAAAUUAUAUUUACUUGAUUGUCCUAUUGAAGAUAUACGUUUUAUAUUUGAACAAAUAUGUGAACAAGUUUUACAAGCAACAUAUUCACAUUUAACUGAAAAAAAUCAUCAUAUACAAGAAACAAAUUCUAAUGAUAAUCAUGAAACAUUAAUUAUUAAUAUUGAUAAUAAUUUACUAACAUUAAUGAAACAAUUUAUUGAACAAUUAAUAAAUUUAUUAGAUAAAUCUGUUGUUGAACAAGUUAAACAAUCUCAAGCAUUUUUUCAAUUAAUUUAUUCAUAUAUAAAAAUGAAUCCAAAUGCUAUUGAUUAUUUAUUACAAUUAAAUACAUUUACACGUUUAAUGAAUUUUCUAUUAGGAGAAAAUCUUGAUACACGUCGAUGGAAUUCCGGACAAGCGAAAGAAUUUGGUAUUAUACAUGAAAUAAUUGCAACAUUAGUGUUAGCUUGUAAUUCAACAACAGAAAUAUUUGAUCAACAACAAUUACAAUCAAAAACACAUAUGAACAUAUAUUUUCAAGGCAAAUUAGCUAAUAGAUAUUUAAAAGAAAUUUGUUAUGCUUUUCAAGAAGUUUCACCAUCACAAUUAAUACGUACAAUACAAUUAUUAGAAAGAAUAGCAUAUAAUAAUGAAACUUUUUCUGAACAACUUAUUCGAAUUAUUCUACAAUCAAUUGUACAAGCACAUACAAAUGAUCUGAAAUCAUUAUUUAAAUUACUAAGUCAUAUUUUGUUAAUUGAAGAUUCAUUACAAACUAAACGAGUUCAACUAGCAUUUGCAAGCACCAAUGAAUCUAGUAAUGGUGAUAAUUGUCAAAUAUUUAAUGGACUUUAUUCACUUAUUCAAACAAGUAUUGAAACUGAACAACGACGAGCUUAUCAAACGGUUAAAUUUCUUAUUAAUCUGUCGAAUACAAGUAAUGCAUGUAAAGAUUAUUUUUCGUCUACUGCUAAUCAAUGGGAAUUUGCAAUAAAUUGGCUUAAACAACAAAUGCAAACAUCAUGGCAAUGGUCACCAGCACAAAAUGUAUCAAAUGAAGAUACUGAUACACGUUCAUUUCAACGUACACGUAGUGCACAAUUUACAUUAGAACAAGCUCAAUCUCUUCUUCAACAAACAACAGCAACAACAACAACAACAACAACAAAUAAUGAUGCAUCAACAAGUGAAUUAAUG
Adineta steineri is the source of this 8103-nucleotide messenger RNA. Lineage: Eukaryota; Metazoa; Rotifera; Eurotatoria; Adinetida; Adinetidae. The record is from the annotation of a GenBank genome assembly.